UGUUUGCUUCGGCAUUGGCUUCAUAGCGUGUUUUGCGUGGCUCUGGCGUGGUGCAGACAGGCUGAAGCGGAAUGGGGGUUUUGACUUAACUACACCUGCAGUGAGCUCUUCAUGUCAUGAACGAUACAUCAGACACAUUUGGAAUGCAGAUCAAAAUUCAACUUUCAAAAUGCCAUGGGAACUCUCGAUGGACACUCCAUGGGACGCAUGCAAAAGGCUCAGGACCAACGAGAUUGACUUGCAUGGACCACUGCCUCCCAUGCCAGUUUCUGCAAAGGUUCGUAACUCAGAAGGUGCUAUAGCUGAGACUCUUCCCUUCAAACAGAAUGGAGUCAAAGAUGCCAAACAUGCUGAUGACCUUUUGUUGUCAGACAGAUUGUCGUGGGAACGCAAAGGUACUUACAAGAAGUGGGAUAGCAUCAUCCUGAGGCAGGUUGGAGCCUUUGACGUUGCCAGACAGCAAGACACUUGCCACACCAUGGGAUUGGCACGUGGAGGCCUACUUGAGUCGGUGAAAGACUUGUUAGGCACCAAGGCCUCAUCGAUGCUCCACUUGGCGACAGGAUCCAUCUUGCAGUACAUUCAGUUUGGUGAAGAUAGAGGAUUGCAGGCUUUUCCAUUGAUUGAACCGGCGGUUUAUGACUAUGCGAAAUCAUGCGAAACAAAGGCUGCAAUAUGUGCCAGGUCUUUUCUUUUGGCUUUGAGUUUCACGAACUUUCAUUGUGGACUCGCUGGGAUGCUGUCCAUCAUGAGCUCUGACCGCCUCCAUGACCCGAUCAACACUCUGUAUGCCGAGAAGAGAAAGUUGACACAAAGACCGCCACUGGGAAGACUGAGGCUCAGUGAUGGACAACAGGUGUGUCAACUCAAACUCGAUCAACAGCCCGAUGGCUUUGGCUUUGUGGAAGCAGUGGCAGCCAAAUCCAAGACGUCGGUCGGCCCAGAAAGGAGGGCGCGUCACUUGCCAGUGACCGUACCUCUUCUGCCGUUUGGUGACAGACAAUGGUUGCCUACGUGGUUGAAACUCCGUGAGAAAUUCUUGGGAGAAGCGGCCAACAGCAAGGAUGACUUCAUCCCUCCCCUGACCACACCAGCUGCCAAUGAAGCCUGGUCCAGAAUGCCAUUGACAGUUACUUCAGGAGCUAACUGGUUGCGCAGCUUGCUUCAGAACACCUUGGAGGAGCAGGGAACUCCCAUUGGUACUCACAGCCUCAAGGCUAGCCUGUUGUCGACGUGUGCAAUGUUUGGAAUGGCGCAUUCCCAGCGAAAACUUAUGGGAUACCAUGCAGGUAGCAAAGAGCAGAGCAUGCUGUGCUACUCCAGAGACAGCAUGGCGGAACCAGUGCAACAGAUGUAUGAAAUGAUACAACCAGUGAAGGCUCAGGCCUUUCUACCCGACUUUUUCAGUUCGGGCCGUUUUCUUCAUCGUGAACCAGGGCAUCAAGUUGCAGAAAAAGAAGGAGAUGAAUUGAGUGAGUCCUCACCGAAGUUGCCUUCAGAAGAAGGCGUUUUUGUCCGCCACAAGAUUUCGAGACGCAUCCACAUCAUGGCCGAUGAAGUUGGACUGGAUUUCGUUUGCGGCAGGAAAAUGUCCGCUUCCUGCGAGCCCGCUCCCUUGCCCAGCAUGCGCUAUGGUGACAACAAGGCAGUCUUCAAAAGACGUUGCGAGGCGGUCGUACUUGAGUCAGAAGUGAUAGAACAGACCAUCAAUUAUGGACUGGAUACCUUGGCAAAAUUUGCCCUUGCAUAUCACUUUUCACUUGGAAGCGCAGAUGAAUUUCCCUUGAUGCAGCUGGCAAAGGAGAUAAUGAAACGUGCACCUUCAACUGUAGUGAUGUCUUGUGUCGGACACCUUUUCAGUGAUAGCUAUGCCAAUGUUGCUGCAGAUAUCAAGUAUUCUGUUGAAGCAACGGAUGACAUGCCAACCCAUAGACUGACACCGGCACAGAGAGCGGAACGUUGGCGUCUGCAACAACAACGUUUGUUAGGUGUCAACAUUUCAGGACCCUACGAACCUGGGAACGCACUAGCGGACCGUUGCAUAGCAAGGUAUGAUGCUGACCGCAUUCAGUUCAUUCCACGGGACGUUUGCAUAGGGGCAUCCCGUCUGCAGAUGGCUCUAAAGGGCCACAGCCGCUGCGAUCUACUGAACAUCCAUUGA
This is a messenger RNA of Cladocopium goreaui, 2161 nucleotides long. Lineage: Eukaryota; Dinophyceae; Suessiales; Symbiodiniaceae. The record is from the annotation of a GenBank genome assembly.